AUGAAAACUUGCCAAGUAUGCAGGAAACCAACUAACAAGCUUUGUUCUCGUUGCCAUGAGGUAUAUUAUUGCGGAACAGAACACCAAAAAAGCGAUUGGAAAACCCAUAAGCUUGUUUGCAUUAUCCAGGAAAAGAAUGUAGAUCCCAAAGAAGAGAAAAUCAAAGAAUAUGACCCUUUUUAUUAUUCUAAGCUUAUUGAUGAUAGUAAAAGUCGUGGACAAGUAGAAUUGUUCGUCGCACUAAAAAAAUUAAAGAAUUCACAAGAUAUGUCAGAAUAUUCCUUGAAUGAUAUCAGAACCUAUUGGGAUAACAGUUGUCGUGAUGGAAGCGUGUCUUAUCUCGAAUUGCGCGGAAUAACUCAAGAUCCUGAAACAAAGGAAUAUUUGAUUGUAAUGAGUUAUGCUAUUCAUGGAGAUUUGAAAAAUCAUUUAAGGCAUAAAUUAAACGAUGUUUUAUGGGGAAUAUAUAAUAAUAAAUCUAAAAGAUUUAGCAAUGCAAUUGGAUAG
Messenger RNA from Cetraspora pellucida, 507 nucleotides. The record is from the annotation of a GenBank genome assembly. NCBI's taxonomy places the organism in Eukaryota, Fungi, Glomeromycota, Glomeromycetes, Diversisporales, Gigasporaceae.